Molecule: messenger RNA, 229 nt
Organism: Meloidogyne enterolobii
Lineage: Eukaryota; Metazoa; Nematoda; Chromadorea; Rhabditida; Meloidogynidae
Source: the annotation of a GenBank genome assembly
AUGAACCCCGAGAAAAUUCAAACUCCCACCCUACUAAUUCUCAAACAAAAUCCACUUAACCACACUGUCCAUCUGUCUUCCGACCAAUUGUCCUAUUUUCGUAUUGUCUUUUUGGGACACUUUGUCCCCAUAAAUUUGUUUAGACCUGAAUUCGAAAAUAUUCCAAUUUGGCCUUUUUCAACUCAACGUCCAAAUCUUCGCCAGGCUUCAAUGCAAAAGAAUCUUUAAA